Messenger RNA from Cryptococcus deneoformans JEC21, 3248 nucleotides. RefSeq names its product cAMP-independent regulatory protein, putative. The transcript is spliced from 9 exons. The record is from RefSeq and is a predicted model, not a curated record. NCBI's taxonomy places the organism in Eukaryota, Fungi, Basidiomycota, Tremellomycetes, Tremellales, Cryptococcaceae. The coding region runs from base 884 to 2767 and encodes 627 amino acids. Gene Ontology annotation, molecular function: DNA binding.
CCUAUAUACAACGUAUUUCAUAAUCAUCAUCAUCUGGCCUGUGCUAUUCUGUUGAUCUACUAGGCGCAACACCUGGCAGACAAUAUAUCCGGUCCCCCAUUUCAUCCUUAUUCGCCCUUUAUCACGUCGAGUUCGGCCUAGUGCGACUCAUUCCAAGGAUACAAGUUAUCGACACCAGUUCACAAUAUCCGUCAUCCAUCAACUUCAAAUAGCAACGGGAUCCCCACUUCGGCUGCCUUGCACAAGCAGUAACCUCCCAUCCAAGCUUCUACGACCUCAUACUCGUCGCUGGUCGCAUCUAAUUCUUCAUUCUCCUCCCAACGUUCCCAUACCGUCCUCUCGUCUCCGCAGUCCCUGUAUCAGUCAUUUGUUAACAUUGUGAGCAAGGAUUAGUGGUGCGAACAACUUAAUUGGCGAAGAAGUCAGUUGUGCUACAUUCUACGUAAAGAAAAUUGUGUACAUCGAAUCUGUGAUCUGCGAAGAUCGUAAUCCAGACCUAGAGACAGAGAGCAACAUCCUUUGUUGUAUAGGACACCUUGAAGGAAACGUUUUGACCGGUGUGCGAGGUUUUCGGGGCCUCGUAUAUCUCGAUCCUCGGACAAAGAGCGAGCAGCUACUUCAACGGGAAGCUUUAUAAUAACGAGACAGUUGCGGAUUGUAAUAGACAGAACGUUACAUUAAGAACCUGUGUAGAUUUUUUUUCCCGCACAAUAAGAGAUAUUUUUUGUCCCAUUCACUCCCCCUAUUCUAAAGAAAAGACGAUUCCGCAUCCGUCUUUUGAGAUCAACCGCAGAUCACUUUGCUUCUCUUCUUCAAUUUCUCAUCAAGCGUUAGUCCUCAAUUACUUUGUCACAGCUAUCCUUUCCGACAUAUUCCUUUCAGCAUGUCCGCUCCACCCAGCCCACCAUGCAACCUCGACCCUCCCUUCCGGGGUUACAUCGAGACCACUUUUGACGCGUUACUUGUGUUUGAGGCUGCUAGGCGAGGGAUGAUCCCUCGAGUCACGAGGAGAUUGAUAGAGCGGGAGCGAGCGAUGGUCCAGUCGGGAGCAGUAUUUGUGUUUGACGAGCACGAGAGUGGUAUCAAGCGAUGGACAGAUGGGUUGGUUUGGAGUCCAAGUAGAAUCUUGAACAACUUCCUUGUGUACCGCGAAACCGACAAGCGUUCUGCUAACGCCAAGAAUUCUGGCUCCCCAACCACUCAAACAUCUCCCCAGAACACCUCAUCGGCUCUCAGCAAGUCUGUUGGCUCUACCAGAUCCGAUGCUCAGUCAGAAGUUUCAAGCACCAACAUUGGAUCCGACACUACGAGCGGCAUGGUCGACCCUCCACCUUUGGGACAGGGAGCAUUGGCUAGGCCAAGGAGUGCGAGUGAGGGUGGCGGUUCGAUUGAUCGGUUGAAGGAGAGGCAGCUUGUGGGGAGUUUGACUAACAGCUACAAGUUUAAAGAGAAUGGUUUGGUUAAAAAGACUAUGUCUGUGUCUGUUAAUGGCUUUGCCCAGCACGUUGUUUCGUAUUACGCGAUCGAUGAUGUCAUCUCUGGCAAGCUUCGAACACCUUCAUCCAUCCCAGAACUUGCUUCGCUGGAGAUCAGCCCUGAAUAUUUGCACAAGCAAAACUUCAGGUUUCCUCCGCAAGUAGAGGUUGGUCCUGAUGGCAUCCCCCGAUACAGAGGCGAGCCCGAAGAACCCCAAUCUCCUCAUACCCCCGCCAGCAAUUACUCUUUUCAGACUUUUCAUCAACAGCAGCAACAACCUCCAUCGACAACUAGCGAAUACUACGAAGUCCCUUCUUACAAUGCCGGCUCUAUCCCAGCUCAUCAACAGAUGCACCGCAUUGGAUCCCCCCGCAAUCGACCAAUGAGCGUCCCUAUGCCUAUACCUCUCCCUUCCCCCGCGCAUUCCAUUCAAGGGUCAUCGUACAUGGGCCCCGGCAGCGCCGGAUCAGGGUUCUACGAGUCGCCAUCAGUUAACGGUAUGCACUACGCCCCACCACUUGUUCGACAGAGCUCUUCUAGCAGUGUGACAAGUUCAACGUCGGCGAUCCGUCCUGGUAGCUCAGCUAACCGGCGGUACGCUCCUUAUGGUGGCGGACCAGCGGGCCCGGGAAACAGAGGUUCAACCGGGCCUAUGCAAUAUCAACACGGUCACCAGCGCCGACAAUCUGGAUCUGACUCUCAAGACAGUUCCUACCCUAUUGACGGUAACAACCCAGCUAGCUACGAUGUGAAGCCCAGCAUUGCCCCUUACUAUACCGGUCCUCCUUCUGGGGGAUCUGGUACAUUCACAUUCUAUCCCCCUGAGAAUGCUUCUUCUAUCGAACCGCCGAUGGCAUCACCCACAUAUGCUUCAGCUGGCUACGGCCCCUGGCAGUCUAUGCAUCCUUCGCAAAAUACGCGUUUUAUGCCUGCGCGACAUGAUUAUGCCGCUGGACCGCCUUCUAUCCCUCUCGGUCCUCCUCCACCUGGACAUGGCCACAUGCACGAAGCACCUUCAUCAGCAGGCAGCGGGUCGAGUGAUGGGCAGCAAGGCCAGAGCCAGGAUCAAGGGCAAGGGCAGUCUCAACCUUCUCAAGUUCAUGCGCCUCCACAGUUGAUCCAUUCACAACACCAGCAGCAACAGCAGCACCGAUCAUGGGCUUCUCAGAGUCAUGUCCCGCAUGCACCUGGAUGGGAGCUGAGUGGGACGCCGUCCCCUAGCUAUGGAAUGCCGUCGGCGAUCCACCAGGGGCAUGAAGAUUGGAGGCAAAAUGCCGGAGCUAUCGCCUAAUGUCAUUGGUUAUUGAAGCAAGUCUGGUGGUGGGGGAUGAGAACAGGGUGUAAACCCCUUUUCUGGUUGUUCCGGGAGAUUUUGGGUCAAAGUGUGAUGUGCUUUUCUUUCAAUGAUGUAUGUAACUUUUCGCAAUCACUUUCAAUAUUGUUGCGAUGAUUUUCUUGUGCAAUUACUCUUUCCUUUUCCUCCAUAGGUUCGUUAACUGGGCAAACACCUUUAUUCAUUCCUGUCUCUUGAAACUAGCAUUAUAACUUUUCCGUGCUCUCUUUUUUUCGCGUCCGUCGACACACAUACAUCGGUUUAUAUCGAAGACAAGAUUGAAUAGAAAGAGCUCCCGCGUUUUUUUUACACUGGAGGAGGAAAUCCCUCGGGCUCUUAUUGCCAAUAAAUGUUGACCUUGUGAAAACCAUAAAUUAGCAUGGUGGUAACGUACGAAAUUGUCUCAGUUAUCGGAUGUACUACUGUAAUAUGCACAGUA